This is a messenger RNA of Rhinichthys klamathensis goyatoka, 1240 nucleotides long. It is a transcript of the gene faim2a, whose product is annotated as Fas apoptotic inhibitory molecule 2a. NCBI's taxonomy places the organism in Eukaryota, Metazoa, Chordata, Actinopteri, Cypriniformes, Leuciscidae. Bases 44 to 967 code for a protein of 307 amino acids. The record is from RefSeq and is a predicted model, not a curated record. Gene Ontology annotation, biological process: negative regulation of apoptotic signaling pathway. The transcript has 12 exons. Gene Ontology annotation, cellular component: endoplasmic reticulum; membrane; Golgi apparatus.
CUUGGAUCUCGAGUGUCACAUUAGCAGUUACAGUAAGUAGACCAUGAGUCUGCCAGCAGCCCCACCCAGCUAUGCUGAAGCUACAGCAGGAGAUAAAGAACAAGGAGCUGAUAGCUUCACUUACGCUUCCCAGCUGCCCCCAAUGCCACCACCAACCAUGCCCAUGCACCCCAGCUGGGCUUAUGUGCAUCCCGGCCCUAGUCCAGGAUAUUCCAAUGCUUAUGCUGCAGACAUGUCCUCACCCUUCUCUGAUCCGAGCUCCAGCAGCAGCUUCGAUGGCCUGAGUGGAAGCACCUGGGAGGACAAGAAUGUCCGCCGCAUGUUCAUCAGGAAGGUCUUCUGUAUCCUCAUGGUUCAGCUCAUGGUCACAUUUAGUGUGGUGUCACUCUUCACAUUUUGUGAGCCAGUCCGGAAGUUUGUACAGUACAACCGGGUUUUCUAUCUGACCUCAUACAUGACUUUCAUGGGAACAUACCUGAUGCUUGUGUGCAGCACAAACGCACGACGAAGAUACCCAACCAAUAUGAUCCUUUUAGCCAUUUUUACUUUGGCAAUGUCCUAUAUGGCUGGCAUGCUCGCCAGCUACCAUAAUACCAAAGUGGUGAUGUUGAGUGUGGGCAUCACAGCACUGGUGUGUCUGGCCAUCACACUCUUCUGUUUCCAGUCCAGGGUUGACUUCACCACCUGUCACGGAUUACUUUUCUCUCUUAUGAUGGUGCUGAUGAUAACCGGGCUUCUGCUGUUCUUUACUGCACCAUUUGGAUAUAUACCCUGGUUGCAUACUGCUUAUGCUGGAUUUGGCGCUCUGGUUUUCACUCUGUUCCUGGCGUUCGACAUGCAGUUGUUGAUUGGCAACAGACGGUACUCUCUGAACCCAGAGGAGCAUGUGUUUGGAGCCAUCUGCCUCUACAUGGAUGUGGUCUACAUAUUCCUCUUUUUCCUUCAGCUCUUUGGGAGCCGGGAGUGAGGUGUUCAUGCUAUGCCUGGGCUUGAGCCUUUGUCCUCUGUUACACACACACACACACUCAUACACACACACACCUACCCUUCUCAGUUACUCCAAGGUUUGGUGAGGAGUGAACAGUCUUCCUUCAUUCUGUGUGGCAGUUGAAGUUUGAUGUGUGCUGUUAUUUUCCUUUUGUUCGUGGUUAGGCAGCUCUUUGCACACCUAGUAUGCACCCUUGCUGCAAGAUAACCAUACUACCAAUCAGAUUUACACAUGCAGGGUAGACAAUCACUG